AUGCACCGAUGUAAUAGGUGUCAAACCCUUAUUUCCCAAACAGUAGAAAAAUUACAACUCCAUCGUUAUUCUUCCACCACUCCAUCGCGCCGCGCCUCCUCAACCUCGCUUCAGAUUCCGAUUCUGCAUGCCCGCCCGAUUCCGAUUGCCAACCGUCUUCAUCACCAUCACCGCGACUUUUCGGCCGAUUCCGAUUGCCCCUUUUCGGUAAUAUUCUUUGACCGCCGUUUCGGCCGCCGUUUUCGGUCUUCCUCUUCGACCGCCGUUUCUUCUGGAGUCCUUCUUGGAAGGGAGCUUGUAAAUUCUCCACCUAAUGUUCUCACACCAGGAGUAUUGGCAGAAGAAGCAUCUACGAUUGCUUCAACAUAUAGUGAUGUUUUUACUGCCAAAAUAUUGGAUACUGAACAGUUUGGAAAAGGUAUGACUUUUUAUAGUGGUGGCUACAACAUAAAGACCGGACCUGGCUGUAUGAUUGAGCUCAUGAAAUUUGAUAUGGGUGGAUCUGCUGCAGUUCUUGGAGCAGCAAAAGCUCUUGGACAAAUCAAACCUCUUGGAGUGGAGGUAUAUUAUUUAAAUCACCCUUUAUACUUUUUCCUUUUCAAAACAAAACCCAAACCCAAGAGGUUUGAUUUGUCCGAGAAUUGGAUGCAGGUAUUUGAUGACCCAACAAAAUUAACACAAGAUGAUUUGUAUGAUUUGCGACUUCGUUGGGCAAAAUGUUUCUUUGAGUUACAUGAAAAUUAA
Vicia faba (fava bean) is the source of this 744-nucleotide messenger RNA. The record is from the annotation of a GenBank genome assembly. Lineage: Eukaryota; Viridiplantae; Streptophyta; Magnoliopsida; Fabales; Fabaceae.